This is a messenger RNA of Humulus lupulus (European hop), 1492 nucleotides long. RefSeq names its product protein DEHYDRATION-INDUCED 19 homolog 3-like. Bases 581 to 1246 code for a protein of 221 amino acids. The record is from RefSeq and is a predicted model, not a curated record. The transcript is spliced from 6 exons. NCBI's taxonomy places the organism in Eukaryota, Viridiplantae, Streptophyta, Magnoliopsida, Rosales, Cannabaceae.
CCUUUUUUUUUUUAUUGUAUAGAAGUGAGAGAGUAAUUGAUUAAAUUUUUGUAAAUUUCACAUAGAUCGUCAUCGUCUUCCUCAUCAUCUAGCUAACCCCUCUUCAAGCUCAAACCCUAGGCCAAUCCCCUUCUUCCUACUGCUACUGCUGCUGCUGCUACUCCGCCCUCUCUUUCGAGCUAUAUUUCUCACCAUCAUCUUCGUCGUCUUCAUCCCCAAUUGGUUGGUAGGGUUUCUGAAUCUGAGAUCAGAGGUUAGUGAAUCGCCUGAGUCGCAUCCUUUGAAGAUCUAUCUCUCUCGACAUCUUCAUUUUUUUCUCUCGACUUCGCGAAGCCUCGCCGCCAACCAGGUGCCAGACUCUCCUUUGCACAUCUCUCGCCCUCUCCUCGUAGAUCUCUCCGCCAGGCGCCGACUCCAACCGCUGGAGAACAGGGAGCCUACCAAAGGAAGAAAAUGUCACCCUUGGACUUUAGCUGGUAGGGUUUUUUAAGUUUGAGAUCAGAGGUUAGUAAGUUGUGCUUUCGAAAGAGAAAAAGAAGAAGAAGACCACAAAUAAGUGCUUGCAUUUCAAGAAUUAAUCAUGGACAGUGAUUCGUGGAGUGCUCGACUUUCUUCUGCAUCUAAGCGAUAUCAAUCAGCUCUUCAAUCACGAUCUGAUAUGUUUAUGGGGUUUGAAGAAAUUGAUGGGGAUGAUGACAUAAGGGAGGAGUUUCCAUGCCCAUUCUGCUCAGAAUAUUUUGAUAUUGUUGGAUUAUGUUGCCAUAUUGAUGAAGAGCAUCCAGUUGAGGCAAAAAAUGGGGUAUGUCCGGUUUGUGCUAUGAGGGUUGGGGUAGAUAUGGUAGCGCACAUAACUCUACAACAUGGAAACAUUUUCAAGAUGCAGCGCAAGAGGAAGACAAGAAAAGGUGGAUCUCACUCAACAACGCUAUCUUUGUUGAGGAAAGAGCUUCGGGAAGGAAAUUUACAAUCCCUUUUCGGGGGCUCAUCUUGUAUAGUGUCAUCGUCAAAUGUUGCACCCGAUCCAUUGUUAUCGUCGUUUAUCUUGCCCAUGGCUGAUGAUUUUGGCAGUGUUCAACCCCCCUUUUUGUCUGAAACAAGCUCAGCAAAGAAAAGUUAUGUUGAGAAUGUAACAGAACGAAAGGUGCAGCCAGCUCCUCUUUCGGUUAAGGACAAGGAAGAGAAGGCAAAAAGAUGUCAGUUUGUUCAAGGGAUGUUGUUGUCCACCAUUCUUGACGAUGGCUUAUGAAGUUCAUAAUGGUUGCUCCAGCACCGGAAUGAAACUCUCACAGCCAACUACACUGCAACUUAUGAUAUGCUUGUAGUGUAUGUCACGUUUUUUAUAUAUAUAUAUAUAUAAAUAUUAUAUAAAAGAAAAAAAAGCAAGAGUGGAAUAAGUUCUAGGGAUGAGUGUAAUUUAUGUGCCUUCUGAACUUAAGUUUCUAGGCGUGAACAAACUCCCGGUAUUUAUGUAUUGUUUCCAGCUUAUUAUCAA